UUGAACCUCUUUUUUUGCAAAUUGUUGUGUAUAAUUCAAGGUAUCAAUGUUCGACUGGUUUUUUACAGUAAGAAACUGAUACGAAGGGUUCAGUGUCGUCUAAAGCUGCUCAAGAACAAGAGAAGUUGUAUCGUGAAGCAUUUGCGCGAGGAUGUGGCCGAGCUUCUACAAUAUGGGCAUGAACAAAGUGCAUUCGACAGGAUUGAGCAGCUAUUCAAAGAUGAAAGUAUGGUGGAAGUAUAUGAUCUGAUUCAGAAUUUGUGUGAAUAUAUAAUCAUUAAUCUUCGCUACAUCCGCAAACACAAGGACUGUCCGGAUGGUAUUAAUGAAGCAGUGUCUACUCUGAUUUUUGCAUCAGCAAGAUUUGGGGAUUUACCAGAACUUCGGUCCAUUAGGAAACUCUUUGGAGAGCGCUAUGGUCACAGUUUUACAAAGGCUGCGCUUGAAUUACUCCCCGGAAAUCAUGUGAACCAUCAGAUUAGGGAGAGUCUUUCCAUACAAAAUGUGCCAGAUGAAGUGAAGUUCAAAUUGUUAGAUGAAAUUGGUAGAGGGUUGCUGUUGCUCGAGUACAAACCCGAGUUGCAAGAGGAAUCGGUAACCAAAACUAUAGGCAAUAAGAUCUCGAGUAGUGAUGUUCAGACACAUAACGACGAAAUGCCGGUUUCUAUAAUUGAAGGGACACAGGGAAAGAUGGUAUACAUUGAUCUUUUUUCCGAGAAGCAAACAAUUUCAAAAAGCGCAUUCAAUUCUUACAAAUUUACAGCAGUCCAAAACUCGGCGCACAUUAUAGAAGAGAAACUAGUAAUGUCUUUACAGCAUAAUGACAUGGUUAAGUUUACAGUUUCAGAGUUUAUUGGUGAAACUAAUGGUGGAGGCAUGGCAGAUGAAUCGUCUUCAGAAACUUCAGUUCGACUACCAGAAGAAGUGACAUAUCUUGACGACAUAGAGGAAUUUGUGUCUCCAUUGAGCAAAGAUGGAAAUUCCCGGGAUCAAAGAUUCUUCGUGUUCAAAUCAUCUGCCGUUCCCUUGAAACCAAAAAUAGAUUAUGCAAACGAGAAUGAUCUUAAGGAAAAAAUCAUGCCUCGAAAUGAGAAGGUAUCAAAAAACGUACGGAAGACUGGGAAAGCAGGUGGGAAAAGAUUAGUUUCUAUAGAGAAUGUAAGUGUGAACGACGUUGAGUGUGCAAGAUAUUAUGGCCAGAGAUUAUCAAAAUACAAAACGAAAUCUCUUAAUCAGAGUAAGUAUCAAAAGAAGAUUUCAGUUGAAGACAAGAGUCGAAUUCAAGAAAAUGAAAAGCGCGUCGAGCAUAAAGAGAAAGAUUUGAGUUGUAGAGAAACCGCAGCCUCCGAGGUGUUUACAAUGCAUAGUCUAGAGGAAGAAACAAAUCAAUAUGGAAGAGAAACAGAGACUGAGCAACCAAAUUUAAGGGCAAUGAGUCCUACAGAAAAUGUUUUAAGGUCGAAUUAUUUCCCACUUCAGGAAAUUAAUGGAUUUUCUUCUUAUCGCCAUAUCCAUCCAAAGCUUCCAGACUAUGAUGAACUAGCAGCCAAGUUCAUUGCUCUCAAAAAGGCAAAUUUGCAAAAUAAGCAAAACCAACUGAUUUGAUCAGUAUCUUCUCUCAUCUGUUUAAGGUUUGUUUAAACAUCUCUCUCUCUCAAAUAGGAAUUCAUGGCUCAAAUUUUCUGUAAAUGGUAUCUUAUCUUUGUCAGUUAACUUCUCUGAAAUGAAAAU
Molecule: messenger RNA, 1731 nt
Organism: Olea europaea var. sylvestris
Lineage: Eukaryota; Viridiplantae; Streptophyta; Magnoliopsida; Lamiales; Oleaceae
Exons: 5
Biological process (GO): protein transport
Source: RefSeq, a predicted model, not a curated record